AUGGACGCGAAAGAAGACGCGGCAGAGGAUGAAGCUUCCGUUACGCGUUUACGGACGAAGGAUGACUCUUCUGGUGGUGCCUUUUGCGGCGACGAGGAGGAGGAGGAGAAAGAAAGGCGGCGGCGGGUUGUUGGGUCAUCGUCAUCGAAACAAAAAGGAGACGUGAAUGAUGCGAUUAAUGUUGAAUCUCGUUUUGGCGAGGGGGUGUCGUCUUUAUCGUCGAAAGGGAACGGCGCGCUGACCACCGCGAAGAGGAAGGGGGAGGACGAGGAAGAAUACGGAGACGAGGAGGAGAGAAGAAAAAUUAUGCCGUACAGACCGACGUAUGGCGUUGGAAAAGAAGAAGGGGAACUUUUGGGAAAAAAAGAGGAUCUGGAGGAAGAAGACCAAGAAGAAGAAAAGUUCGCGUCCAUGGAGGAGAAGUUUACGAACGAGGAGUGGUGGGACUCGACGACGAUGCGAGACGAGAACGCGGGCGAGUUUAUCGUGAACAUCGAAGGAGACGACGAAGAGACGAAAUUAUCGCCGGAAGAAGUUGUGUACGAAGAAGAUGAAGAUUGGUUCAACAGACCGGUGGACGAAGACUCGAUCACCGGCAUUCGUUUACCCGUGGUCGUACAAAACGUGUCGUACAAAGUAAAGCAUAGAACGAAGAAGAACGAGAUGAUUAAAUUAUUAAACGAAGUAUCCGUGGUGUUCCAACCGUGUCGAGUGACUGCGCUCAUGGGCCCAAGUGGUGCUGGGAAGACGACUUUGUUGGAUGUCAUCGCCGGAAGGAAGACGCAAGGAACGUUAGAAGGAAAGAUUUUCGUCGGCGAGAAGAAAUCGAGCUCGAAAGUUUUGAAGAGUUGCGCGGCGUACGUCGAGCAGUUCGAUAACUUAUUACCGACGCUAACUGUGAGAGAAACGUUAUUAUACGCGGCCGAAUUGAAACGACCGAACGUGAAGGAUAAGUCGCAAGCCGCGCUCGCCGCGGAGCAGAGAGUCAAAGACGUGGACAAGUUACUCGAUACUUUGCAGUUGCGUUCGUGCGAACACACGGUCGUGGGAUCGAAUCUCGAGCGAGGUAUAUCAGGUGGUCAAGCAAAACGAGUGAACAUUGGGAUUUCGCUCGUGACAAAACCGCGAAUUCUUUUCCUCGACGAACCGACAUCUGGGUUAGACUCUGAAACGUCCUGCGGCAUCGUGAAAGCGUGUCGCGAUCUCGCGGAUGGUGGCGUCAACGUCAUUGCCACCAUUCAUUCGCCAUCCGCGGCUGCGUUUCAGCUCUUCGAUAACUUGGUAAUGAUGAAAAGAGGCUCGGUGACCUAUGCCGGCGCUCUAUUUGGCGCAAACGGUGCCGAGGCGUAUUUUUACGACAUGGGAUUUUAUUGCGAACCGACGCUAAACUUUGCGGAUUUUUUGGUAUCGACCAACGCGACGGACGAGGAAGAUUUUGUCGCCAAGUUUAAGACAUCUAUGCACGCGAAACAUAAUCGCGAUUUGGUUCAAAGCUCAGUAAAUAAAGCGGUUUCGUUCAAGAAACCGACUUCUUCGUCAAAGGCAUCAAAAGGAGGAGGAGGACGGAAAACACUACCACCGUCAACAGCACCGUCGAGCGGAAAAGACGAAGAAAAAGAGGAAGAAGCAGAAGAGGAGGAGGAGGAGGAGGGGGAAUACAUCGAGGGCGUUCCGGAUCACAAACCGAUAAAUUCCUUCGACGCCGCGAAAACCCUUUUAAAGUACCGCGCCUGGUGCAACUACCGCGACAAAAAUUUUAUGGGAGCUCGCGUCGUCGGUCACGUCGUCUUCUCUAUCGUCAUGGCCUCCAUGUAUUGGAAGCAAGGCGAUGAAUCCGCUUACUCCACCAACGCCGCUCAAAACGUCGCCAACCUCCUUUUCAUGAACAACGUCCUCCCCGCUUUUGCGUCCGCGGCGUACAUGCCUUCCAUUCUCAUGGAACGCGGUCUUUUCUACCGCGAACUCGACGACGGGUGCUACACCGUCUGGUCCUACGGUUUGUACAAAACCAUAGAAGAAGUCCUCGUCGCCAUUCCAGUCGCCAUGCUUUCGCAACUCAUCGUCCACUACGGCUGUGGUCUCCAGGGCAACUUCUUCUACGACUGGAUGGUUUACUUUGCUGUCGGCCAAUGUGGCGCUGCUUUAGCCUACGUCGUCGCCUCGGCUUCCAAAAACAUCGACGUCGCCAACGCCGCCUUACCCGUCUACAACGUCCUCCAAAUUCUCUUCUCCGGUUUGCUCAUGCGAGAACAACAAAUCCCAAAAGGUUGGGAGUGGUGGCCACCAACCUUAUUCGUCCGAUACGGGUGGAAAGCGCAAAUGUUGAACCAUUUCAACGGCGUUUUCAAAAAAUCCUCCUCCUCAUCUUCCUCCUCCUCCUCCUCCUCCACCGGGGUCUUCUACGACGAAUUCGGCGUCAAAUCCUUAUCCGCCACUGAGUUUUACGACGCCGAAGGAACCGUCUCCUUAAAUCUCCUCAUCGUCGCCUUCAUUUACGCCUGGUGGAUGGUCUUCGCCGGUGCAGUCAUGAGUACCGUAAGGCAUCAGAACCGUUAG
This is a messenger RNA of Bathycoccus prasinos, 2556 nucleotides long. RefSeq names its product ATP-binding cassette transporter. The transcript has a single exon. Bases 1 to 2556 code for a protein of 851 amino acids. The record is from RefSeq and is a predicted model, not a curated record. Gene Ontology annotation, molecular function: ATP hydrolysis activity; ABC-type transporter activity; ATP binding. NCBI's taxonomy places the organism in Eukaryota, Viridiplantae, Chlorophyta, Mamiellophyceae, Mamiellales, Bathycoccaceae. Gene Ontology annotation, cellular component: membrane.